AGAGCUGGGCUGCCUUUACGCCAGCGGGGCCGUGAUGUUCCUGGAGCCGCUGGCCUUCCCGCAGGCGCCCCGCUUCAUCCAGAUCGUGAACCGGGACACCGCCAUGAGCGUGGCCGACAUGGGCGCCUACAGCUCCACCGGCGGAAGCCAUUGGCUCACCAUCUCCAACGUGUUCGCCAGCAGGCCCAACGAGGUGGUGGUGUACGACUCGUUGUUCGACGACGUGUCUCCGUCGACGAAGGCGCUGCUGCGCCAGCUGUACUUCCUGCACGGCGACGCAGAGGUCCGCUUCGAGCGCGUCCAGCAGCAGAAGAACGGGACCAGCUGCGGCAGGUUCGCCAUUGCCUUCGCCUUCGACCUGGCGCUGGGCAGCAACCCGCGGGGCGCGGCCUACGACGUGGGCAGGAUGGGCGGCCACCUGCUGGCCGCCCUCGAGGGCUCCCAGGUCACGCCCUUCCCCAGGCGGCACUGAUUUCCGUCCGCCCUCUGCCGGGAAGGAAGGCCUCGUGCAGCGAGAUUGCAGCAGCAAUGCAAUCAAAAAGUAACACAAAAUGCUUGUGAUACAUGGAAGAAAAUUAAUGAAAAAAACACCAUUGUGUUUCCCUGCGUGCUUCUUCGGCGACAAAGCUUCAGCUUCACUAUCAAUGUCAAAAACAACAGCGCUGAAAAGUGAAACCCGC
Molecule: messenger RNA, 680 nt
Organism: Penaeus vannamei (Pacific white shrimp)
Lineage: Eukaryota; Metazoa; Arthropoda; Malacostraca; Decapoda; Penaeidae
Source: RefSeq, a predicted model, not a curated record